AUGCAGUUUCGGACUGUGCUGGACGUGAAAGUCGUGGACGUGGAGAAGAGGCGCAAUCCGUCUAAACACUACGUGUAUCUCAUCAAUGUCACCUACUCUGACAACACCUCCCACAUCAUCUAUAGAAGAUACAGCAAAUUCUUUGACCUACAGAUGCAGAUACUUGACAAGUUCCCAAUUGAGGGAGGGCAGAAAGACCCAAAGAAGAGGAUCAUCCCAUUUCUCCCAGGCAAGAUCCUGUUCCGGAGGAGUCAUGUGCGAGAUGUGGCCAUGAAGCGACUGCGUUUCAUCGACGACUACUGCAGGGCACUGGUGCGACUCCCCCCUCAGAUUUCUCAGAGUGAGGAGGUGCUGCGCUUCUUUGAGACGAAGGCCGAGGACAUCAAUCCUCCAGUGGAGGACUAUGGCUCCAAGCGCAAGACGGUAUGGAUGUACGGCUUUACAGACAGCCCGAGGAAAGAGGCCUCAGGGACUGACAGCUCGGAGCCCAUGGUGCUGGAGCAGUACGUGGCCGUGGCCAACUAUGAGAGGCAGGAGAACUCAGAGAUCAGCCUCAAGGCCGGUGAGACGGUGGACGUGAUUGAGAAGAGCGAAAGUGGGCAGUGGUUUGUCAGCACAGCAGAGGAGCAGGGCUGGGUGCCGGCCACAUACCUGGACUCCCAGAAUGGAACCAGAGAUGAUUUGGAUCUUGGCACUUCCAGGACUGGAGAGGUUACUAAGAGACGCAAGGCCCAUCUGAAGAGGCUGGACCGCCGCUGGACCCUCGGGGGUAUAGUCAACCGUCAGCAGAGCAGAGAAGAGAAAUAUGUGACGAUACAGCCGUACACCAGUCAGGGGAAGGAUGAAGUCAGCUUCGAGAAAGGGGUCACCGUGGAGGUCAUCCAAAAGAACCUGGAGGGCUGGUGGUACAUCAGAUAUUUAGGAAAAGAGGGCUGGGCCCCUGCCUCAUACUUGAAAAAGGUGAAAGAGGAUUUUUCCCCCCGCAAGAAGACCCUGACAGGCCCUGUGGAGAUCAUCGGCAACAUCAUGGAAAUCAGCAACCUACUGCAAAAGAAGUCAGUCAGCGAGAAGGACAUUCAGACAGACGGAGAGGGUAGCACCACACCGGAGCGCCACAUCUCUAAGAGCGAGAUCAGCCUGCCCAUGCCCUACAGCUCUGAAAUCAACGCUGAGACAGGCAGGAGGCUGAGCGCAGGACGUGACACCAACAGCCCAUGUCUAGGAAUAGCAGCAAGUGCUGCACUAAAUGAGAAUAAAGGAAGAGGCGAGCCCGGGUCCCCAGCUGUUGCUAGAGUGGCACCACAUAGAGUGGAAAUUGGCUUCGAUGCUGUAGGGUCUCCAAAUCUGAGACAAAAACCUCCCCCAAGGAGAGACACCAACUUGGGAUUCCAGUUACCUAAGCCACCAGAGCCCCCUGCUGUGGAAGCAGAGUAUUACACUAUAGCAGAUUUCCAGUCCUCAAUCUCUGAUGGCAUCAGUUUCCGUGGAGGACAAAAGGCUGAUGUGAUAGAAAAGAACCCUGGAGGCUGGUGGUACGUGCAGAUUGGAGAGAUGGAGGGAUGGGCCCCCUGCUCCUACAUCGACAAACGCAAGAAACCCAACCUCAGCCGUCGAACCAGCACCCUGACCCGGCCCAAAGUCCCACCGCCAGCUCCGCCUGUCAAAAAACAAGACUCUGAGGAGGCUCCCCCUCCCUCUAACUCUGCCUCCAAAGCCUCAGAGCCACCUAAAAGGCCUGUGUACGAGGAACCUGAAUAUGAUAUUCCUGCAAUCGGAUGCGAAGGUGAGUCUGACACAGAUUCUUUGAAGGAUGACCGCUCCCUUGAUGUGAAGAUCAGCAGCGUGGUCAGCGACAAGUACCGCAGUUCCCCUCCUUCCUGCAAGGCCUCCCCUCCUGUCUGUAAGGCGUCUCCUGUGUUCACUCAUAGAAGAGCCUCCUUCAGGUCUGUAGAGGAGGUUGCUAAAGAAGAGUGUAUUUAUGAGAACGAUGGCUUCAGGCCGAGCAGUGGCGUUGAAGGAACCUCAGCGAAAGGUUCCAGUGAGCCCAACUCCCCAAAGAGUUACCACUCCUCCACAGUCCCACGAAAACCCUCUGGAUCCUCACCUUUAGCCGGAAGGCCCAUGAAGACCAUGACACCGGAGAUGAAUCGUAGAAGUCAAACCCUGGGCAGACACAUAGAUAUCAGCCUCAGGUCCCAGGACAACAGUCCCCUCUCUUCAUCAGAUGAAUUGAGCAGAGGGCCCAAGAAAGGCACUGCCUUCACCCGGGAUGUGGAGCAGAGAAUAGGUCAAAGCCCAUCCACCAGGCCCAAGCCUUCUGUCAGACCUAAACCACUCCUGACUAAAUCAGAGCCCCAGAGUCCUGAGAGAAUGGACAUCAGUUCUUUGAGACGGCAGCUGAGGCCUACAAGUCAGUUUCGACAUAGCAUCAAAGCUUCUCGUGGGGACGACUCUGAAACAGCUUCUGUAAUCUCUUCAGAGGACUCAAUGUGUUCACGCAGCACCUCAGAUCUCUCCUCUGUUUACUCUAAAGGUAGCCGUGGUGACUCAGAUGUGGAAGGACCCAGUCUCUACCGCUCCCUGGAUGCCUACAAGAAGGUCCAGGACUCUGAGCUCAGCUUCCCAGCCGGAGUGGAAGUCGAGGUUCUGGAGAAGCAGGGGAGUGGAUGGUGGUACAUCCGUUGGGGCUCAGAGGAGGGCUGGGCUCCUUCGUACUACCUGGAACCUGUCAGACAAGUGGGUGAUGCUGGUGGGUUAGACUCAGAUGGACAUGGGAGUGGCGGGAGUAAGUCCAACAGCCUUGAGAAAAACGAGCAGCAUGUUUUGGCCCUCAAUAAUAUCAACAUUCAGGGUCUGACUCAGCAGCAUCAAGGUCUGAGAAGGAACACCCCACCGAUUCCUUCUAAGCCCCCCGGUGGCUUUUCAAAGCCAUCCGGGAUGGUUAACGGAGGCGUACGGAUGAGGAAUGGAGUACGCCAAGUGGCAGUGAGGCCUCAGUCUGUAUUUGUGACCACAACACAACCGGCAAAGGAUUCGCACUACAUGACAGGGUCUCUAAGGCGAAAUGACUCACUUGGUAGGAGUGAUCACUACGGUUCUGGUUCUGCCACUCUUGGUGUCCGCCGAAAUGCCUCCUUCAGCACCGUGCGGCCACAUGUAGUUGUCGAAAGUCAGACAAGGCCUGCCGAACGCUCCAGCCUUGGGGUUAACCAACGCAAUGGCAUCCCGGUGUCCACAGUCCGGCCCAAGCCCAUAGAGAAGAGCCAACUGAUCCACAGCAACCUUGGCAGGGAUGUGUACGUGUCCAUCGCUGACUAUCGCGGUGAUGAGGAGACUAUGGGUUUCACCGAAGGCACCUGUUUGGAGGUGUUGGAGAGAAACCCAAAUGGAUGGUGGUACUGCCAGGUGCAGGACAGCCUGCUUCCCCGCAAGGGCUGGGUCCCCUCCAACUACCUAGAACGGAAAAAGUAGAGCCAACCCCAUGUCCUUCCCACACCCUUCAUCCCGCCUCCUUCUUUUGAUGUCUCCAAGGAUGUGGGUGGCAUCACUCCUCAAGAAUGUUAACCGCAAUCUCCUGUAAGCAAUAUGCCCUUGAAAAUGUACAUUUAUGAAAAGACUGUGUGUAAAAAGAAAGAUGUUUUAAUCUGAUGAGGAAGGACACUUUUAGUGCUGGUUUACUAAAAUGUAUACGAAGAGGAGUGUAAAGAUUUUAGAUAUUUUGGCUGGAUGAGAGACAAAAAUAUGGGAUUGGUCACCCUUGAGUGAGGAAAUUUGAGGAGGUGUGUCUUUGAGAUAUAAAUUGGUGUGAAUGGGAGUGAUAACCUCUUAAAGAGGUUUGCAUCAUGUAAUACAGAAGUUGAGCAGGGUAAUGGCUAUGCUUAUUCCUGCCCAUCACUUACUAUGAUGGCCAAUAAGUGCCUUUUGUAUUUGAUCACCUAAAUGGAGGUCCUAAAUGGUGGAUGGCAAAACAUUAAAUCAACCAAAUCUCUUAAGAGUGCCAUAGGCCUAUGAACACCACCAAGAAUAUUUCCAUGACCAAUUAAGAGCUACACUACAGAGUGCAAACAGAGUGCAACGUUUCAGUCUAGAGUGCUCUAAUUGGUCCAAUACACAGAUUAAAGAAAGAAAAAAACAGAGAUUUAAGGAACUCAAUUCACCAGAGAAUUUAUUCAUUUUAAGCCACAAGUCAUCAAGCAAACUAAACACUAAGUCUCAUUAUCAGUAUUUUUACUUAGUUUCAUUGUUGUUGUUCAUGUUAUAAUGUCUUGUGUUGAUUCAAAUCUUCCUUAGAGAAUUAUUUCUGCUUUCUUGUGACAUCUGUUUUCCACCAACAGCCUAGAAAUGGAAGUGUCAAAGCUCCUGCCUCAUGUCGUGUACUAUCUGACACCGGCAGUGGGUGCUCCAGUCUGAUAGAUUGGCAUAGUUUUCUCAUAGAUCUUCAGCCCACAAAAAUAUGUUAAUAUUCAUGUUUUUAAUCCCAGAUAUUACUAUCUGGGACAACAAAUGUAUAAAAAAAAAAACCUGUGAAACUUGAAAAUAACAGUAUAACAGUUUCCUGCAAAGUCAAAGGAACAACUUGUAAUCUCCAGAACAAAACCACCUCAUAUCUGGGUAGCUAAUACCCUCAAAAGAUGAAAACAAUUAGUUUACAAUGAUUUAGGUUUACUGUAGAGUUUUUAGCUCCAGGAACAAUUGAUUUUGUAUAUAUUUUGUUUUGUAUUCAUAUAAUAAUACCGCUGUUGUGGAGUUGUAUUAAAUAAAUACUGGAAAUGCGGUGAAAUAAUUGAAUCCCAGGGACAUAUUUGCAUAGCAUUUGGCCCAAAAUGUGAUCAAACCAAAGAGAAAUAUCAUUUCAU
Molecule: messenger RNA, 4856 nt
Organism: Seriola dumerili (greater amberjack)
Lineage: Eukaryota; Metazoa; Chordata; Actinopteri; Carangiformes; Carangidae
Gene: sh3pxd2aa
Product: SH3 and PX domain-containing protein 2A-like
Exons: 17
Coding region: 1-3471 (1156 amino acids)
Biological process (GO): superoxide anion generation
Molecular function (GO): protein binding; superoxide-generating NADPH oxidase activator activity; phosphatidylinositol binding
Source: RefSeq, a predicted model, not a curated record